Molecule: messenger RNA, 7270 nt
Organism: Peromyscus maniculatus bairdii (prairie deer mouse)
Lineage: Eukaryota; Metazoa; Chordata; Mammalia; Rodentia; Cricetidae
Source: RefSeq, a predicted model, not a curated record
CCGUGGAGACGCCGGGCGAGUUCCGGGGAGUCGGGUUUGCGGGUGGCCCCGGGGUGUUCGCGCGGCUGCGGUGAGCCGGAGGAGGUGGAACCACGCGGGAAGGCCGCGGCUCUCGGCAUCUUCACGGCCGCGGGGCCGAAGCCAGGCCGGAGACCCGCCGGCACCGGACCAGGCCUUCUGCCCAUGCCGGCGACUCCCGCCGCCGCCCCGAGGUGCCCUGGGUGGGUCACGGAGACUGCAGCGCGAAGCCAUCCCUUUCUGUGCGUCCUUUCACUCACCUUCACCGCAGCCCAGCGAGGGGACUGUGGACUGGCACAUCCUCUACCAGUGAUGGGAAGUGACCCUCCAUGGUGGUGCUGAACCUCUGAACAUGAUUCGAAUUGCAGCCUUAAAUGCCAGCUCUACAAUUGAGGAUGACCAUGAAGGAAGCUUUAAAAGCCACAAAAUCCAGACAAAGGAGGCUCAGGAAGCAGAGGCUUUUGCCCUAUACCACAAGGCCCUGGAUCUCCAGAAACAUGACAGGUUUGAGGAGUCUGCCAAGGCCUACCAUGAGCUCCUGGAGGCGCGACUGUUGCGGGAGGCAGUUUCAUCCGGAGAUGAGAAAGAAGGGCUGAAACACCCUGGACUGAUACUGAAAUAUUCCACGUAUAAGAACCUGGCCCAGCUGGCAGCCCAACGAGAAGAUCUAGAGACGGCCAUGGAAUUCUAUUUGGAGGCAGUGAUGCUGGAUUCCACCGAUGUCAACCUUUGGUAUAAAAUUGGACACGUGGCCCUGAGGCUCAUCCGGCUCCCCCUGGCUCGCCAUGCUUUUGAGGAAGGGCUUCGGUGUAACCCUGACCACUGGCCCUGCUUGGACAAUCUCAUCACUGUUUUGUACACCCUCAGCGAUUACACAACAUGUCUGUACUUCAUCUGCAAAGCACUGGAGAAAGACUGCCGAUACAGCAAAGGUCUGGUUCUCAAGGAGAAGAUCUUUGAAGAGCAGCCUUGUCUCCGGAAGGACUCACUCCGAAUGUUCCUCAAAUGUGACAUGUCAAUUCACGAUGUGUCCGUGAGUGCAGCGGAGACACAGGCCAUUAUAGACGAGGCUCUGGGGCUGCGGAAGAAGAGGCAAGCUCUGAUCGUGCGGGAGAAGGAACCGGACCUGAAACUAGUGCAGCCCAUUCCUUUCCUCACGUGGAAGUGCCUUGGAGAGAGUUUGCUGGCUAUGUAUAAUCACCUCACCACUUGUGAACCCCCAAGGCCCAGCCUUGGCAAGAGGAUUGACCUGUCUGACUACCAGGAUCCCAGCCAGCUACUCGCACCCUCUGUAGAGGUCACACCUGUCAGUGUGGUCCAGCCAAGUCCUGUUAGCACCAACCCAGCUGUUGCUGUGGCUGAGCCUGUGCUGUCCUAUACCUCUGUGACCACAGCCAGCUUCCCAUUGCACAGCCCUGGCCUGCUGGACACAGGCGCUCCCAUGGGUGAUGUUUCCGGGGGAGAUAAAUCUAAGAAAGGGGUGAAGCGUAAGAAGACCGUAGAGGAAAGUGGGGAGACAGCCAAGCGGAGGUCCGCCCGUGUCCGAAACACCAAGUGCAAAAAGGAGGAGAAAGUGGAUUUCCAGGGCCUUCUGGUGAAGUUCCUGCCGUCCAGGUUAAGAAAACUGGACCCUGAGGAGGAAGAUGAUCCAUUUAAUAACUAUGAAGUUCAGUCAGAAGCCAAGCUGGAGAGCUUCUCAAAUGUGGGACCUCAUCGACUAUCCUUUGAUUCAGCCACAUUCAUGGAAUCUGAGAAGCAGGAUGUGCAUGAGUUCCUGAUGGAGAACUUGACCAAUGGCGGCAUCCUGGAGCUGAUGAUGCGCUAUCUGAAGAGCAUGGGCCACAAGUUCUUGCUGAGGUGGCCCCCGGGCCUAGCGGAUGUCGUUCUUAGUGUCUACCACAGCUGGAGGAGGCAUAGCACCAGCCUGCCCAACCCGUUACUGAGGGACUGCAGCAACAAGCACAUCAAGGACAUGAUGCUGAUGUCUCUAUCCUGCAUGGAGCUCCAGCUGGACCAGUGGCUACUGACCAAAGGCAGAAGCUCGACAGUGUCUCCCCGGAACUGCCCCGCUGGUGUGGUGACUGGCAGGUUUGGGCCUGACUUCCCGGGAACCCACUGCCUGGGUGACCUCCUGCAGCUGUCCUUUGCCUCAUCUCAGCGGGACCUAUUUGAGGAUGGCUGGCUGGAGUUUGUUGUCCGUGUUUACUGGCUGAAAGCACGUUUCUUGGCACUACAGGGAGACAUGGAACAAGCCCUGGAGAACUAUGACAUCUGCACAGAAAUGCUCCAGAGCUCCAGUGCCAUCCAGGCAGAGGCAGGGGCUGAGCAAGGGGACAUUGUCAUCCGGCUGCCCAACCUUCACAAUGACUCCGUUGUUUCUCUGGAGGAAUGGCGCCUGCUCUUGGUUCUUUGCUGCUGUCCUUGGUGCCCUCCCAGGCUCCGGCCUGAGGCCCAGUGUGCAGAGCUGACAGCAUACCUUCCAUGUGGUGUCUCCUGUGCUCAGGACUCGUUGCUCCGGCUGAAGGACCACAGGCAGUGUUUUGAAUGUUCUGACGUGGCUCUGAACGAGGCUGUCCAGCAGAUGGUGAACUCGAGCGAAUCUGCAGCCAAGGAGGAGUGGGUGGCCACAGUGACCCAGCUGCUGCUAGGUAUCGAGCAGGCGCUGUCGUCGGACAGCAGCGGCAGCAUCCUCAAGGAGUCCUCCUCUAGCACCGGCCUCGUCCGGCUCACCAACAACCUCAUCCAGGUCAUCGACUGCAGCAUGGCUGUACAGGAGGAGCCCAAGGAGCCCUAUGUGUCCUCAGUCCUGCCCUGGAUCAUCUUGCACAGGAUCAUCUGGCAGGAGGAAGACACCUUCCGUUCCCUGUGCCACCAGCAGCAGCUCCAGAACCCAGCAGACGAAGGGAUGUCGGAGAUGCCCAUGCUCCCGUCCUCCCUCAUGCUGCUCAACACAGCGCAUGAAUACUUGGGCAGGAGGUCCUGGUGCUGCAAUUCAGAUGGGGCGCUGCUGCGAUUCUAUGUGCAGGUUCUCCAGAAGGAGCUUGCUGCGUCUGCCUCUGAAGACACUCACCCCUACAAGGAGGAGCUGGAGACUGCCCUGGAGCAGUGCUUCUAUUGCCUGUACAGCUUCCCCAGCAAGAAGAGCAAGGCCAGAUACCUGGAGGAACACUCGGCCCAGCAGGUGGACCUCAUAUGGGAGGAUGCCCUGUUUAUGUUUGAGUAUUUUAAGCCCAAGACCCUACCUGAAUUUGAUAGCUACAAGACAAGCACUGUUUCUGCUGACUUGGCCAACCUCCUGAAAAGAAUUGCUACCAUCGUGCCCCGCACAGAGAAGCCAACUCUGAGCAUGGACAAAGUCUCUGCCUACAUUGAGGGAACCUCAACUGAGGUACCCUGCCUUCCAGAAGGGGCAGAUCCCACCCCUCCAGUGGUGAAUGAGCUCUACUACCUCCUGGCUGAUUAUCAUUUCAAAAACAAGGAGCAGUCUAAAGCCAUCAAGUUCUACAUGCAUGAUAUUUGCAUCUGCCCCAACAGGUUCGAUUCCUGGGCAGGCAUGGCUCUGGCCCGGGCCAGCCGAAUUCAGGACAAGCUGAACUCAAAUGAGCUGAAGAGUGACGGACCCAUCUGGAAACACGCCACACCUGUUCUGAACUGCUUCCGGAGGGCCCUUGAGAUUGACAGCUCUAAUUUGUCCUUGUGGAUUGAGUAUGGCACCAUGUCCUAUGCCUUGCACUCAUUUGCUUCCCGCCAGCUGAAGCAGUGGAGAGCCGAGCUGCCUCCGGAGCUUAUACAGCAGAUGGAGGAUCGGCGCGACAGCAUGCUGGAGACAGCCAGGCACUGUUUCACCUCUGCAGCCCACUGUGAGGGUGACGGCGAUGAGGAGGAGUGGCUCAUUCACUACAUGCUGGGCAAGGUGGCUGAGAAGCAGCAGCAGCCACCGACUGUGUACCUGCUGCACUACCGGCAGGCUGGCCACUACUUGCACGAGGAGGCCGCCCGUUACCCUAAGAAGAUCCACUACCACAACCCACCUGAGCUGGCCAUGGAAGCCCUGGAGGUGUACUUCCGGCUCCAUGCUUCCAUCCUGAAGCUCCUGGGCAAACCUGAUUCUGGGGUUGGUGCAGAGGUCCUGGUCAGCUUUAUGAAGGAGGCAGCAGAAGGACCUUUUGCCAGGGGCGAGGAGAAGAAUACACCCAAAGCUUCCGAAAAGGAGAAGGCCUGCCUGGUGGAUGAGGACUCCCACUCUUCAGCUGGGACACUGCCUGGCCCCGGAGCCUCCCUCCCCUCCUCCUCUGGCCCAGGUCUGACAUCCCCACCUUACACAGCCACUCCGAUUGACCACGAUUACGUCAAAUGUAAAAAACCCCAUCAGCAGGCGACGCCGGACGAGCGAAGCCAGGACAGCACCGCUGUGGCCCUGUCCGACUCCAGCUCCACUCAGGACUUCUUCAGUGAGCCCACAAGCGUGCUGGAGGGUUCUCGGAAGCCCUUUGCAGAGAAGAGGCUGGCCGGGCUCAGUGCUCAAGCAGGACCGACUGGUAAAGAUCUUCCGGGGCCCCCAGAGGAAAGAGGAAAAGCUGAGGAGUUCUUGGAGAGCACAGAGGCCUUCCGGGUUGUAGAACCAGGCAUCCAGAAGCCUGUGGCAGACUCCUCUGCUUGCAUCCCCAGCAAGCCCCCGGUGUCCACACCUCCCUUGUGGGAUGGGAAGAAGAGGGGUGACCCCCUAGGGGAGCCAGUGGCGGCAUCGGCUUUCCCCCAGGGACUGCCAGCAGGCGCCGAGGAGCAGCGGCAGUUCCUCACCGAGCAGUGCAUCUCCUCCUUCUGCCUGUGCCUGAGCCGCUUCCCGCAGCACUACAAGAGUCUCUACCGCCUGGCCUUCCUCUACACCUACAGCAAGACCCACCGGAACCUCCAGUGGGCCCGUGAUGUGUUGCUAGGCAGCAGUAUCCCAUGGCAACAACUGCAGCACAUGCCGGCACAGGGGCUCUUCUGCGAGAGGAACAAGACCAAUUUCUUCAACGGCAUCUGGCGGAUCCCCGUGGAUGAAAUUGACCGGCCAGGCAGCUUUGCCUGGCACAUGAACCGCUCCAUCGUGCUGCUGCUCAAGGUUCUAGCCCAGCUCCGGGACCACAGCACCUUGUUGAAGGUGUCCUCCAUGCUGCAGCGGACACCAGACCAGGGCAAGAAAUAUCUGCGCGAUGCUGACCGCCAGGUCCUGGCACAGCGGGCUUUCAUCCUCACUGUGAAAGUGUUGGAGGACACACUGAGCGAGCUUGCAGGGGGGUUAGAACACCCAGGACCCAAGGCCUGUGGCCUCUCUGGAGCCAGGAUGACCACCGAUGUCUCUCACAAAGCCAGUCCUGAGGAUGGCCAGGAAAGCCUCCCCCACCCCAAGAAGCUACCUCUAGCUGAUGGCUCAGGACCAGGGCCUGAGCCAGGGGGCAAAGUGGGCCCUCUCAACCAGUUACCAGUGGCCACAGCCACAAGGAACAGCACAGACCAGGGUGGGGAGCAGAAAGACAAGGAGGGUCCCCAGGCAGGGCCCACUGAACCCAUGGACACCAGUGAGGCUGCUGUUCGCCACCCAGACUUGGAACAGACAUCACCUCUGCUUCCAGGCCGCCCCCCAAGGGACCGGGGCCCCGAGAGCCGGUCCGCUGAGCUUUCCCUAGAGGAGCUGAGCAUCAGCACCCGACAGCAACCCGCUCCGCUUGCACCAACCCCGGUAACACCCACCACUGCUGCUACUCCCCCCACCAUGGGAGCUAGGGGAGGUGGCCACCCUGAAGAGGCACCUCCAAGGCCUAAUCGCAAAAGGAAACUCCUGGAGGACACAGAGUCGGGCAAGACGCUUCUGCUGGAUGCCUACCGAGUGUGGCAGCAGGGCCAGAAGGGCAUGGCCUAUGACCUGGGCCGCAUUGAGAAGAUCAUGUCGGAGACGUACAUGCUCAUCAAGCAGGUGGAUGAGGAGACCGCACUGGAGCAGGCUGUGAAGUUCUGUCAGGUCCACCUUGGGGCUGCUGCACAGAGACAGGCCUCAGGAGAUGCCCCCACCACCCCCAAGCACCCCAAGGACAGCAGAGAGAACUUCUUCCCUGCAACUGUGGCCCCCACAGCACCUGAGCCCUUGCCAACUGAUGCACUGCAGCGGCCCAGUGACUCCCACCUCAAGCCUCAGACUGCAUUGGCUGCGGCCACAGCUGUCGUCAGUUGCCCUCCCUCAGCAUCAGCCUCCACCCCAGACUUGUCCAUAGAUCCUGGAACUCCCCGGUCACACAGGCCAGAGGCUACCACCGGCAUGGCUUCCCUGAGGAGUCCUGAGGGAGAGGAGCUGUCAGGAGCGACAGAAAGUGCCAGCUUUCCACCCCAAGAACCACGGCACAGUCACCAGAUAAAAAUGGCUGCCACAGGUCCCCCGGCUGAACAGCACUGCUGGCCAGUGGAGGCUGCUUGCCAGACAGGUGCCGAGCCCACCUGCAGCCAAGCCACCAGCACUAAGGUCCCCAGCAGCGGAAGUACCCAGACACCUGAGAGCCAUCAAGGCAAGGCUGAGCCCAACAGGGCCAAAUCCCGCCUCCUGUCCAACAUGCCAAAGCUGGUGAUCCCCUCAGCCACCACCAAGUUCCCCCCUGAGAUCACCGUCACACCACCUACCCCGACCCUGCUUUCCCCCAAAGGCAGCAUUUCGGAGGAGACCAAGCAGAAGCUGAAGUCAGCCAUCCUGUCUGCCCAGUCAGCUGCCAAUGUGCGGAAGGAGAGCCUGUGCCAGCCAGCUCUGGAGGUUCUGGAGACGUCCAGCCAGGAGUCCUCGUUGGAGAGUGAGACAGACGAGGAUGAUGACUAUAUGGACAUAUGAAGGCCCCAGAGCCGCAGCUAGGCCUGGGACCCUGGUCCAGACCCUGGGCACGACCAGAAGCCUUCCCAUGUGAGGUCUCCUAAGCCUGCCCAGCCCCUCUUUACAACGCCCUGCCCCAGUGGAGGCUGUCCACACCCAGUGUGCUGGUCCAGAGGAAGAUGAGGCCUGUCUUCAGCACAUGAGGAUGAACUGGCUGUGGUCUGCACAGCGGGGCCGGCACUUGUUUUAUUUUGUGAAUAUUGACUUUCUUUACAAGCCCAUGUCCAGCUGCCCAGGCCCACAGUUCAGUGCCAAGAUAGGAUAGCUUGGGUUCUGGUGGAGACAUCGAGAGCCUAGCUCACACCAUACCUUUUUUUGUCAUUGUUGUUCUUUUCUAAUAAAGCUGAGAAAAUGCUC